This is a messenger RNA of Priceomyces carsonii, 1077 nucleotides long. RefSeq lists its product as uncharacterized. Lineage: Eukaryota; Fungi; Ascomycota; Pichiomycetes; Serinales; Debaryomycetaceae. The transcript has a single exon. Bases 1 to 1077 code for a protein of 358 amino acids. The record is from RefSeq and is a predicted model, not a curated record.
AUGCCUGGAAAAUUACAAGAGGAAGUAGAAUACCAAGAUCCCUUCUCUUUGACUCCGGAGCAGGAAAGACUGAAAUGUGGGCUCGAAAAUGAUUCUCUAAUCGGUUUAGGACCGUCUCCGUUGUCUGCAUCAUCUACGAAAGGACAGUCCAAGAGGCCCACGUUACAUACUCGACUAUCAUCCUCGGGAUCACUUUCACAGACUCAGGGGAUGCUACUGUCUCCCAUAAUCAAUCGCAUUUCCACCAAGAACCAGCCACGAUCAUUGCAUGCGAAUCCGAAAAGAAGACAGUUCAAUCAAUCAGAAGACAAUAUAAACGUGAGCUCCACUGCACUCAACACAAGCGAGAAAGAGAAGAGGAGGCUAGUUGAGCAGUUCUACAAUUCUAUUAAUGGGUCCACCCCAAACAAAAUUGCAAGUUCUAUGGAUAUUGGAUCUACGAGUUCCAGAGAUUUAUCUAGUAGAAGCAUUGAAAAUGGAGGAUUAUCAUUCAAGCCGUUUGAUAACAGAAUAUUGAAUUACAAAGGGUUGAUAAAGUGGCUUUUUAAUAUUGAAGUGCUUACGAAUGAUUUGCUUAGUAAAGGUAAUGAAGAUAGGCCCACAUUAGCCCCAUUGCGUGAUGUCAUCGAAUCGAUUUCUGCCAAAGUCGUAGCAAGAGCCAAAACUAGCAUAUACGAUCCCAUAAUACCUGAAUCGAUAGCGGAGCUUCUAGAACUAUCCAAGUCGUUGUCUGAUGUACUUGAAUCGACGCAAAAGACACUGGAAGAGCUUGAAAGAGAGAGAGAACCAACACUUCACAGAUAUCAGGACGAGAUCAAACAAUCACUCGAUAAGCUUCACGACACUAUAGCGACUUUAGAUGUGUUGGAGUCUAAGCUUUCGAUGAUUAAGAGUAAAAUUUCGAGCAAUAAAAAUAUAAUGUCGUCUACGUUAGUGGAGAAAUUGAGUACCCUUGAAAGGGUUAACUUACGCUUUGCUGAACACUCUAGAAAGAUGAGAAAAAAGAGAUUUCAAGAGCUUGCCAUUGCGGUAUCCGUUAUCGUAUUCUUCUUUGUCAUAUAUCUUAGUUAUAGAUAA